AUGGCCUGGCCUCCGGCCGCCUCGCCUCGCACCGGCCUCCGGCCGCCCCCGCCCGCCACUCCCCGUCGCGCGACGGCCCCGCUCCCGCCCGCCACGGCCCGGCCUCCGGCAGCCCCCCGCCCCCGCACCGAACUCCGGCCGCCCCCGCCCCGCCACAGCCCCGUCGCGCGACGCCCCCGCCCGCCACGGCCCGGCCUCCGGCUGCCCCCGCCCCAGCCCACCACGGCCGGGUCUCCGGCCGCCCCGUCCCCGCCGGCCACGGCCCGGCCUCGAGCUGCCCCCGCCCCGCCACAGCUGCUGCUGCUCGUCGCGCCCUCCAGCCUGCUGCUGCUCGUCGCGCCAUACCCUGCACGACCUCCGGCCGCCAUGGCCCCGUCGCGCGACGCCGCCCCGACCGCAACCGAUGCGAGGCACGGACGAUUUCCUGAAAAUUCAGCCCGCCACGAGUGGGGGGUUCGCCCUGUAUUCAGCCUCCCACCCUGUACUUGUAAGGGGCGAGGAGCCGCCCCGUAG
Molecule: messenger RNA, 513 nt
Organism: Lolium perenne
Lineage: Eukaryota; Viridiplantae; Streptophyta; Magnoliopsida; Poales; Poaceae
Source: RefSeq, a predicted model, not a curated record